AUGCGAAUACAAUUAUUGUCACAAAUUAAGAAUGCUGUGGCCGCUCCUUUUGAUUUGAGAUCCAAACAACAAGCAAUGAUAUUGGCGUCAAAUUUUAUUUUUUCACUAAGAUAUUGUAAUAUUGUACGAGAAGGCGAUGAUAAUUAUUAUUCUGAACCCAUAUGGACGCAUAACAUGACAAACAUUCAUGUCGCAAUUCCUCACUUUUUAUCUCAAAAAAGUGAAAAUACCACGUCCAAACGUAGCGCCUUUAUGUGGUGUGAUAUUUCCUGCAUGUCUUGGUUUUUGAACUCCAUUUCUGAUACAAUCAUCGAUUCUGUACUGUUGACAAAAAGAAAAAACAAAAUAUGGACUUUAAUCCAUACUCGAGGAAGAAGUGCAGAAAAAGCCAUCAAGCAUCAACACAAAAAACAAGUAUUAACAAAACAGAGUGUUGACAUUCGUACGGAAUGGAGCUUUGUUAGCUCACGUACAAAAACAACAGAAUAUUCUCAUAACAUAUUGAAACAAGAUGAAGAGGACGAAGAUGAGGACGAAGAAUACAUUUGUACAGAUGUAUGGUCAAAUAUUAAGAAAAAGAAAGCGUUAAAUAAGAGAAAGCAAUACGUUACAACCUAUGAAGGAAAAGUAAAGCUAUUGUGGAUACCAGCCAAAAGCUUUCGAUCGGAACGUUUUAACAUGGAAUUCGAUCAACACUCGCUAGAAGAAGCACCAAAGAAACUAACAAAGAAAUUAAUGCUAUAA
This is a messenger RNA of Naegleria lovaniensis, 744 nucleotides long. RefSeq lists its product as uncharacterized. The transcript has a single exon. Bases 1 to 744 code for a protein of 247 amino acids. The record is from RefSeq and is a predicted model, not a curated record. NCBI's taxonomy places the organism in Eukaryota, Heterolobosea, Eutetramitea, Acrasida, Naegleriidae.